Messenger RNA from Aspergillus tanneri, 489 nucleotides. Its product is annotated as DUF3602 domain-containing protein. The coding region runs from base 1 to 489 and encodes 162 amino acids. The record is from RefSeq and is a predicted model, not a curated record. Lineage: Eukaryota; Fungi; Ascomycota; Eurotiomycetes; Eurotiales; Aspergillaceae. The transcript has a single exon.
AUGCCGACAUCCAUCAACUACCGGGUCGUUGAACCACACCCGUCCGUCCCUCAUAGCUCCCGUCCCGCUAUCCAUACUGCCCGCGGAGGUGCCGGCAAUGUGAUCAACUUGAAGAAUACCAAGACCACCGAUUCCCGAACAGCCACCGGGCCUGCAUCGUUAACGCGCUUGGACUCCAAUGUCCCCAGUACAUUCAAAUCCGGCCGCGGUGGUGCAGGAAACGUCCACAGCAGCACCGAGCGUGCCAUUUUCAGCUUUGACGAGGAACUAGAACGAGAUCUCCGCCGUGCGGCCCCCGUGUACCAUGUCGGUCGCGGUGGUGCAGGCAAUAUGGUCUACAGUGACAGUUCCAGCGGCACCAGUCUGAGUCGCAAGUUCUCCGCUAGCAGUAAUGCCACCUCAAGCAGUACCGGUUCAACCAGCUCAACUCGCGAGAGAGCCCUGCGCGGCUUGGAGAAAGGCUGGGGCAAGAUCAGGGGAAUGACAUAG